Messenger RNA from Gekko japonicus, 3533 nucleotides. It is a transcript of the gene EPB41L2, whose product is annotated as erythrocyte membrane protein band 4.1-like 2. Gene Ontology annotation, biological process: cortical actin cytoskeleton organization. NCBI's taxonomy places the organism in Eukaryota, Metazoa, Chordata, Lepidosauria, Squamata, Gekkonidae. Gene Ontology annotation, molecular function: actin binding; structural molecule activity. The coding region runs from base 137 to 3088 and encodes 983 amino acids. The record is from RefSeq and is a predicted model, not a curated record. Gene Ontology annotation, cellular component: plasma membrane; cytoskeleton. The transcript is spliced from 21 exons.
ACGGCCGUGGCCAGGGAAUUUCGAAUGAGGGAGACGGCAGUGCGGAGGAAAGAGGAGACGGGGAGGGGAGAGGAAGGGGGAGAAGACCAUAACGACGACUACGAGGGAAAGUCUCCAGUGAGCAUCUCCAGUGACCAUGACGACUGAAGUUGGUUCAGAAACAAAAGUAAAGGAGUCAGAGAAUCUGGAAGCAAAUGCAGCAAAGGAAGAUGCUGGGGAUGCACCCGUAAGUCAAAAGGAGCAGGAGUCUGAAAGAGCAGAAGGUUCUCCUGUUCCCCAGGACCCACCUAGCCAAAGGAGCCCUAGAAGUUCAAAGAAGGAAAAGGAUCCAUCUGAAAGCAAGGGUAUUUCUCGCUUCAUCCCACCCUGGCUUAAGAAACAAAAGUCAUACAGUUUGACAGAACCCAAAGAUGAAGAUAAGAAGAAACAGUUGGCAGUAGUGGAGGAGGGUGAAUGUCCUGUUCCAGAAGAGGCAACUCAGCCUAAGGAAAAGCAGGAAGACUUUGCUGAGAUUUUUUUGGAAGCUAAAAGUGAUGACAAAGAAGAUGAAAAAGAUUCUGUUAGUAGUGCCGAGACACAGCCUGUGAAAGAAGACAGGAAAGAUAUUGUUUCUGAAGAUAAACAAGGGAGUGAGGAAGGCAAAAUGGAGACCAAAGAAGUGCAGACAGCUGAAGCUGAAAUUGAGAGAGCUGUUCAGAAAACUCCUAAGAAGAUCAGAACUGUCCAAUGUAAAGUAGUACUAUUGGAUGGCACAGAAUACAGCUGUGAACUUGAGAAAAAAGCUAAAGGCCAAGUGCUGUUUGACAAGGUGUGUGAACAUCUCAAUUUACUGGAAAAGGACUAUUUUGGUUUGUUAUUUCAAGACCACUCUGAUCAGAAGAAUUGGCUUGAUCCUUUAAAAGAAAUCAAGAGGCAAAUUCGAAAUUUACCCUGGCUAUUCACGUUUAAUGUGAAAUUUUAUCCACCUGAUCCGUCACUUUUAACAGAAGACAUUACCCGGUACUUUUUGUGCUUACAGCUUCGUCAGGAUAUUACUUCUGGCCGUCUACCAUGUUCUUUUGUGACUCAUGCUCUCCUUGGUUCAUAUACUCUGCAAGCUGAACUAGGUGACUAUGAUACAGAGGAGCACAAUAGUGAUUACAUUGGGGAAUUCCAGUUUGCACCCAACCAGACAAAAGAGAUGGAGGAGAAAGUAAUAGAGUUGCACAAAUCACACAGAGGUUUGACACCAGCGCAGGCAGAUUCCCAAUUCUUAGAAAAUGCGAAAAGGCUUUCUAUGUAUGGAGUGGAUUUACAUCAUGCCAAGGAUUCUGAAGGUGUGGACAUCAUGCUUGGCGUGUGUGCCAAUGGGCUGCUUAUUUACAAGGACAGACUUCGAAUAAACCGUUUUGCCUGGCCCAAAAUUUUGAAGAUCUCUUAUAAGCGCAGCAAUUUCUAUAUUAAAGUUAGGCCGACUGAGCUGGAACAGUUUGAGAGUACUAUUGGGUUCAAGCUGCCAAAUCAUCGGUCUGCGAAGAGGUUAUGGAAGGUUUGUGUGGAACACCAUACUUUUUAUAGACUGUUAUCACCAGAACAGCCUCCGAAGGCCAAGUUCCUGACAUUGGGUUCAAAGUUCCGCUACAGUGGACGUACUCAGGCACAGACACGCCAGGCCAGCAACCUCAUAGACAGACCUGCUCCUUACUUUGAACGCACCUCAAGCAAACGUGUCUCCAGGAGUCUUGAUGGUGCUCCAGUAGGUAUCACAGACCAGAGCCCACUUAAGGACUUCUCUGCUGAUAGAAGUUUUAAAGCUGCUGGACAGUCUAAAUUAAAAGAUGGAGAAGGUAGAGAUGAGGAUGGAGGCAUAGCUAAAAUGCCGCAUUUCGAAGAUGGAAAGAUGUAUCCCUUGAAAGUAGAUGGGGAAAAUAUUUAUAUCAGACAUAGCAAUUUAAUGUUGGAGGACCUGGAUAAGAGCCAGGAUGAAUUACUGAAGCAUCAGGCUAGCAUUAGUGAACUCAAGCGCAAUUUUAUGGAAGCCACACCUGAGCCACGCCCCAAUGAAUGGGAAAAGCGUCGUAUCACACCUCUGUCUCUACAGACACAAGGGAAAUUUGCUCCCAAAACAGAAGGGCCUCUCACUGGAACCGGCAGGACUAUUAAGAGUUCACAUGAGACUCUGAAUGUAGUGGAGAAGAAGCAGGCAGAGGUUGGGAUAGAAGAGACAGUAGUCACAGAUGAUACCCAAAGGGGCAAAAUACAAGUUAUCUUUGAUGGUGUCGAGUCUCAGAAGAUGGAGCAUCUCUCCAAAAAGGAUUCUUCAUCCUUCUCGUCAGACAGCAGCAGUAAUGAAAGUGAAGAUGAAGUAGAAUAUCAGCCACAUCAUCGAAUGAUCCAGGAAGUCAUAAAAGAAGAGCUAGAAGAGAAUGAAGAUAUCAAAGAGGAAGAACAGAAGACGCAAGCAGUAGAGUAUCCAGACAUUUCACAAGAAGUCAGCCAGGUUAAAGCAAAAAUUGAGCACCCACAAGCAACAGAAGCUUUGGUCCAAAUAAAUGAUGUACCCACAAAGACAUCUGGGGAGAGAAACGCAAUAAAAUUGAAUGAGCAAGGCCCAGAAGAGGAGAGGGAGGAAGAACAGCUCAAACUAAAUGGAGAGGCAUCACAUAUUGACAUUGAUGUGUCACCACAAAUAAUUUGUUGCUCUGAGCCUCCAGUGGUUAAAACUGAGAUGGUGACCAUUUCAGAUGCUUCACAAAGAACUGAAAUCUCCACUAAGGAAGUACCAAUUGUUCAGACAGAAACUAAAACGAUCACGUAUGAAUCUCCCCAGUUUGAUGGUGGUAGUGAUGCUGGUGUGCUGCUGAGUGCACAGACGAUCACAGCGGAAUCUGUUUCUACAACCACAACCACACACAUCACUAAGACAGUGAAAGGUGGUGUGUCAGAAACCAGAAUCGAAAAACGGAUUGUUAUCACUGGAGAUUCAGACCUUGAUCAUGAUCAGGCAUUGGCACAAGCCAUUAAAGAAGUCAAAGAGCAGCACCCCGACAUGUCUGUAACCAGAGUAGUGGUGCAUAAGGAAACGGAGGUGGCAGAAGAAGGAGACUAAGAUUUAUGAAGAUUUAUUUGUGAAUGAGAAGAACUUUGAUCAUUCCAAGUUGGUAUCUUCAUCACCGUUUCACUAAAUUCGUGAAGAGGCUGGCAACAAUGACUAGACAUCUCUGUAAUGAACUACCAACACCAAACCGUACCUUCUCUGGUCCUUUAUCAUUUACAACUUUAUUUUUAUAAUCACUUCUUAACAUUCUUGGCUUUUUUAUGAGGGUUAGAGAUUUAUUAUUUUUUUGCACAACUCCCUGCCAUUUUUAUAUAACUGAUCUCUUGAUUGCAUGAAAGUGAACAAAAAUAUUUAGUAAGCACUGUUCACUUGAGCAAGUGUAAAAUGCGGGAAAGACAGAAUCGUUGACUAAUUUAGAUAUAACCUUUUCAGAAAGUUUCAAAUAGAACCUCUUACUGGAAUGAUUUACAGAGGGUCCCCCCCCCCCGAUAUUUCA